This is a messenger RNA of Nicotiana attenuata, 1423 nucleotides long. RefSeq lists its product as uncharacterized. The transcript has 2 exons. The record is from RefSeq and is a predicted model, not a curated record. The coding region runs from base 250 to 1098 and encodes 282 amino acids. NCBI's taxonomy places the organism in Eukaryota, Viridiplantae, Streptophyta, Magnoliopsida, Solanales, Solanaceae.
UUAUUUAUAAUGAUAACUUAUCAUCUCAAUAUUAUAUAAACAAGAUAUGUCUCAUCUGUUCUGCUCUUCUUCUCCUUCUUGUCUCAAAGAUCUAAACUUUUUCAAUGUUAAAAAUUUCUCUUUCUCUGUUUACAAAUACCAUCACCAACCUUUUCUUUAAAAUCCCAUUUUUAUAAUUUCCAAUAUUUCUUAGUUUUGGCUUAUAAUAUUUUUUUUAUGUGAUCUGAAGCUGAGGAAAAUUAAAAAGAAAUGUCUGUGAGUAUGAUAAUGAAGAAAAGAGAAGUUGAAGGUUCAUCUGGAUUUAUGCAUGCAUUAUCAUCUGUUUGUGUUGAUCCAAAUGAAAAAUAUGUUUGUGGUAAUAAUAAAAAUAUGUUUUUUUAUGAAGAGAAAAUUAAUGAAGAAAAGUCAUUGAAUUCAUGUAGUUCUUCAUCUUCAAUUGGAAAAAAUAGUGAUAUUUCAGAAGGAUCAAUGGAAAAAACAGAUGAUUCUGAGGAAGUUCAGAGUUCUUAUAAAAGUCCUUUGAAUUCUAUGGAAACUCUAGAGGAAGUUUUGCCAAUGAGAAAGGGUAUCUCAAGAUUCUAUAAUGGAAAGUCAAAAUCAUUCACAAGUUUAAGAGAAGCUUCAACAAAAGAUUUAGCAAAGCCAGAAAAUGCAUAUAUUAGAAAAAGAAGAAACUUAUUGGCUUGUGGUUUAGCUUGGGAUACUAACAAAAACAGAGGUGGAAUUUCAAAAAGAGUAACAAAUUCAAGUAGAACAACACUAGCAUUAGCUGCAGCUAUGAAUUGUUGCUCAUCAUCAAGUUCAGGACUUAGCAGCAUUAGUGAAAACACAACAAAUUCGUCCUCAACAUCAUCUGUUCCUUUCGUGUCGCGCCUUAAUCCUCAUUUCAAAGAGUACAACAAUCACAACCAUAGUAAUGGAUUGAAUUCUCCUUGUUUAUCGCCAUUAGCUCGUGGGAAUUUCUCGGGUUGGAGAUCAUUUUCCUUGGCUGAUUUGCAGCAAUGUGAAUUUGUUUCUGUUACAAGAAGUCCUACAUUAGAAGCUGCUGCUACUGCUGCUGGUGGUAGUAAUGCCAAAGUGGAAAAUGAGCUAACUUGAGCAUAUGGAAUAAUUCUUGUCCAAGAAUUUCCAUAGAAUUAGUAUAAACAGAAUUUCUUGUUCAGUUUAAUUAGCAAGAGGAUUCAAGAAUUCUUGUCCUUUUAGCUAGCAAGUCUCAAUGCCCAUCGUUAAUAGAAGCAUCAAGAUUCAAAUGCGUAUGGAUAACAUCCUUUUUUUAAUUAGAUAUAGCUUACUCUCGUAGCAUGUCAAUUAGUGAACCAUCGACAUAUUUUAAUUAAUGAACGUAUAGUAGAUAUACCGACUUAUCGCUGCAACUCAUUAGUCAUUUAACGUUGGGAGAUGAAUGAAUGAGCAAUUUGGGAUG